Messenger RNA from Hyphopichia burtonii NRRL Y-1933, 2124 nucleotides. RefSeq names its product aminopeptidase P. Bases 1 to 2124 code for a protein of 707 amino acids. Gene Ontology annotation, molecular function: metalloaminopeptidase activity. Lineage: Eukaryota; Fungi; Ascomycota; Pichiomycetes; Serinales; Debaryomycetaceae. The record is from RefSeq and is a predicted model, not a curated record. The transcript has a single exon.
AUGCAAGUAUCAUCACAGAGAAGAGUUAAUAGGGCCCAGUGUUCUAACUGUACUUGUUCUCCAGGAUUAUUAUCGCGUACCAAUAAACGGUCAUCAUGGUUUGCUAAACAGAUUAAUUUGAAGAGAAAUCCCCAAGGUUCAUCACUUUCGAGGUCAGGCUCACGUAAAGGAUCAGUUUUCACCAUUAACGCUGCUUCGUUAUGUUUGCCUGAUACUCAAGAAGUGAAUACCUCGCAAAGAUUAGCUAAGUUGAGACAAGUUAUGGCUGAAUACAAUUUAGGGAUUUACAUUGUACCAAGUGAAGACCAACACCAAUCGGAAUAUGUAUCAGCUUUUGAUCAGAAAAGAUCAUUUAUAUCUGGAUUCCAAGGGUCAGCUGGGGUUGCUAUUAUUACUAGAGAUGUUACCUCGAUGAAUGAAACCCCCGAUGGAUUAGCUGCAUUGUCAACUGAUGGACGUUAUUUUAAUCAGGCCACUAAUGAAUUAGAUUUUAAUUGGACAUUAUUGAAACAAGGUGGCGGGAAUAUUAGCUGGGAAGAUUGGACUAUUAAACAAGCAAUUCAAUUAUCAUUGGAUUCCGGUAGUAAGAUUAAUAUUGGGGUUGAUCCAAAAUUAAUAAAUUAUCAAUUAUAUGAAAAGAUUAAUUUCAAAGUAAAUGAAUCAUUAAAACGUAAUCCCAAAGCAGAAAUUGAACUAGUUGCCAUUAAAGAUAAUUUAAUUGAAAAAAUCUGGGGAGAAUUUGAAGAAAUUCCAAUUAAAAAUUUUGAUAAAUCAAUUUCGUUAUUAAAUAACGAAUUUACUGGAGAAACGGUUAAAUCUAAAUUAGAAAGAAUAAUAAAUUAUAUUAAAAAUGAUAUUUCCAGUAAUGGACUUAUUAUAAGUUCCCUUGAUGAAAUUGCUUGGUUAUUAAAUUUAAGAGGUUGUGAUAUUGAAUAUAAUCCAGUUUUUUAUAGUUAUUUAAUAAUAACUGAUGAAGGAGAAAUUAAUUUCUUCGUUGAUAAAACCAGGUUUAGCGAUGUUAAAAUUGAACAAUAUUUAUUAUCAAACCAUAUUUCAAUUAAACCAUAUGAAGAGUUUUGGAUAAAUUUAAUUGAAAUCAGUAAAAAAUUUAAUUUAAUGAAUAAAAAAUUUUCGAUAAUUCCAAAUUCUAAUUCUUGGGAAAUUGUUAGAAAUUUAAAAUGUUCUUGGAUUCCAAAUUUAAGAUCUCCAAUUGAAGAUUUCAAAUCAAUUAAAAAUGAUGUUGAAUUGCAAGGUGCUCGUAAGGCUCAUCUUAAAGAUGGUAGAGCUUUAAUUAAAUUUUUCAGUUGGUUAGAAAAUGAAUUAAAUAACAAAAUUGAAUUAAUUGAUGAAUGUCAAGCAAAUGAUCAAUUAACUAAUUUUAGAAAAGAAGAAGAACAUUUCGUUGGUCUUUCUUUUGAAACCAUCAGUGCUACUGGUUCAAACGGUGCCAUUAUUCAUUAUAAGCCAAUUAGGGGCAAUUGUUCAAUUAUUGAUCCAAAUAAUAUUUAUCUUAAUGAUUCGGGUUCCCAAUUUUCAGAAGGUACUACGGAUAUUACAAGAACUUUCCAUUUUAAUAAACCAACUAAAGAUCAAUGUAAAAAUUAUACUUUGGUCUUGAAAGGUAAUAUUGCUUUAGCUAAUUUAAAGUUCCCAGAAAACACUACUGGUAAUUUAAUUGAUUCAAUUGCAAGACAACAUUUAUGGAAUUAUGGUUUAGAUUAUGGUCACGGUACUUCUCACGGUAUUGGUUCUUAUUUAAACGUUCAUGAAGGUCCAAUUGGUAUUGGCCCAAGACCAAAUGCAGCCACUUCUUUCUUAAAACCAGGCCAAAUAAUAUCAAAUGAACCCGGCUACUAUGAAGAUGACGAAUACGGUAUCAGAAUCGAAAACGUAAUGAUCAUUAAAAAGUCCGGUUAUAAAUACGCUGGUAAAAACUUUUUGGAAUUUGAAACUAUUACGAAAGUCCCCUUCUGUCAUAAUUUAAUUGACAAAUCUUUGCUAACCAGAGUGGAAAUCGAUUGGAUUAACAAUUACCAUAGUGAAAUUUGGAAUCUUUACCAACACGACUUCACUAAAAACAGCCUUGAAUAUAACUGGUUGAAAAGAGAAACUUCUCCUUUAUAA